This is a messenger RNA of Octopus bimaculoides (California two-spot octopus), 3099 nucleotides long. RefSeq lists its product as uncharacterized. The record is from RefSeq and is a predicted model, not a curated record. Lineage: Eukaryota; Metazoa; Mollusca; Cephalopoda; Octopoda; Octopodidae.
AUAAUAAAGGGAGGAGAGAGAGAGUAAGAAAGGAAGGUGGGGAGAAAGAGAAGUCAAGUAAAUUAACUCAAGCCAUGGAAGGUGUAAACUUAAUCCCUCCGUUUUAUCUAAAUUACAUCGCAAACCACUGCUCAGAAAAUACUAUUUCAUGUUGAUUCUUUAUUAGUUUUUUUUUUUCACCAAUAGAGACCCCGGACAAGUAGGAAAUAAUUUAUUUCUAGAUUUAUUUACGUCUUUUUUAUGCUUUAAUUUCUAACUGAAUCUCACCAGUUGUUGACAUUGCCUUUUCACUUUAUAAUCCGUCUCAUUGAACACAUUUCGCCAAAACUAUAAUAUUUACCUCGGUUUUAUUAUUGGGCUUUUAUUUUUGGCAAAUAUCAAUUAUAUGAAGUAAGUUCUUGUUUAAUAUCAUUAACUACUAUUUUCUUUUCUGAUCGUCCAUCCGUCUUACUACAGCUUUCUACCGUCCAGCAUCAGUUUUAUUUCGAUUGCUGUUACCUUGAAAGGAGGACAUAUUUCUUCCCUAUAUUUUUUAAAUUAACAUCAACAACACAAUACCAACCUGUCGUGCAGGUGAAAGAAAAAAAAACAAUUGAAAUUAUUGAGAAGAUAGCAAACCAGCAGAAGAAAGUCGUUAAUCUUCCUCCUGUUAAUUAUGUAAAUAUUCUAUUUUUAUUUUAACUUAUUUCAUAUUCACCCUUCUACGAAACGUCCAAUGCAGAAUACUUGAAGAAAUUUGUAAUCGAAUUUUGCUGCUCAUUUUCUGAAAUAGAAAUAAUUCUAACGAUAAUUUAAUGUUUCUCAAGACAGGAGGAAAUUUGACACCAAGAACAUCCGACAGUUCGUUUGCUUCCGAAAUUAUUUACUCGUGUUUCGUUUUUGUUUUCUUUUAAAUUUUUCUAUAUCUACUGGACUAUCCGAAAUUAGACAUGACUUUUUCCAUGGGUGUUUCGUGGUUCCUUCCAAGCUUUCAUUGCUUUACUGCUGCUGAUAAUUUAAAGAAACGCGUCUGGAUGUCUUGUGUACCACCACUGAAUGUUUCUUGAUUCCAAAUGGCCUGACAUGGAUCGCCCUCUCUUCUGAGUCCUCUCUAUUUACUGACGAACAUCGAAGCUGCAAGUGCUACCUAUAAUCCGUCCAUCAUUCCGUCACUUAAAAACCUCAUUUUGUUGGGGGUUUUGCCACUAUCAAUUAACCAGCCUUCAAUAUGGAUUUAUAAUGAAACAAAUCAUGUAACGAAACUAAUGAGAAUCAUUUGUAAAAUCUAAUUAAUCGGACCAUAUUACUUAUUUACAUUUCUUAUUUAUUUAUUCUCCUUCGUCUUCAACGAACAACCUUUCCACAUACCAAGUUGUAAAUGAAUAGUCAACUAUAAUUAGAUAUUGUAACAAACAUACCAGCUACUGCAUUGCUGAAGGAAGUGUUCGUUAUAUAAAUGCUCGCUCGAGCCUGUAAGCUUCAGCUUGUUUCUACUCAACCUCCUAUAUUACACACCAUAUUCAGUGUCCCAACCAAGUUUUUAAAAAUCGUCAUCGUACUGUUUGCAUGAAAGUUAUUCUUUUGAAUAACUUUUACAGUUCCAAGGCGCUAUCUUAUAUUGACAGUCUAAUACACACACUAACGAGUUUUUCUAGAUAGUGUUGGUAUUAUCUCUACUGAUCAAAAUCUGUUAUGGUUUAAGUCGGAAUAUAUACAAAUAUACAAGAAGAAGUGUGUAACAUUGACUUGUGAGAAAGAAACUACGUUGUCCAGUAUCAUUUGCAGCAGGCUUUUACAAUGAAGUUUGCCAUGUGGAAGAAAUCCUCCAUGUGGAUUUUAUUUGGAGGAAUGGUGAUGUUUUUCCUGUCAUUAAGCACUUGUUUCGCCUAUCUACUGGCCGGUGUCUACCACCGGUGGCAACUCGACAGGAAAGAAUCGGUUGAAUUACAAAACAUAAUGGUGUCUCUGGGCCGGCUGAAAGACAACUCCAAUGUAUAUAAAGUCCUGCAAGAGGAACUAAUGGAAUCUACAGUUCAAAGAGUAUUUCCAUGGUUACCAAAGAACAACACUUUGCCAAACUAUUUCUUUCACCAGCAAACCAGAAAGUCUCCAGCCAGUUACCAACACAGCAAUAUCGUCUUUAUGACAAAUACUCAUGACAGUAGCAAUUCAUUCUCAGAUUGUCUUCAUGACAUAGCCACUGACCACUCGUUGCCCAUGUCUCCAUUCAUGUCCAUUCGCAACCGGAGGGCAUGGGAAGAGGCUGAGGGCAACGAGCGCAUGCUCCAUGACCGGAUUAAGAUCCACCAUGGAAAUUAUGCCUUUGGCAUGUGCGAGAAUCUCACCAGUUCAUGCUCGUAUUUUUUAAUGCUCCAAGAUCCAAUAGAGCGAGCCAUCUCGACCUACCAUUACUGUAAGGAUGCCAUCAGAGAUGAACUCUGCAGUGUAGUGAAUGCCAACAAAGUUUCCGUCCAUGAUUGGGCAGUCCACCAAGGAAGUUUGUUCUUCCGUCAGUUAUUGUUCAAACCUGACUUUUGCGACAUAGAAGUGAAUAGUUCUCUCAUAGCAGUCCAAAAUAUUAACAAGCUCCCCUGUUGGUACAAGCAAAAGCUUUAUUUUGAUUCCUUAUCGAAUGCUGAUGUUACAGAAGCUCUCAACUAUGUUGGAAAGCAUCUUGACCAGUGGUUUUCAGUUGUGGGUCACGUCGAUGACUACUCCGCCUCCGUCAAAAUGUUUGAAUAUGUUUACCGGUUACCAUUUUCUAAAUGUUAUGAUUCCUCUCUGGCCUUCCAAGAAGAACCUAGCAAUAAUAACAGGGCAUACACAGUAGAUCAAAAUGAAGAAACUUUAGACAAGCAAGAAGUGUUCCUUCUAAAACAAAGUGUCACUGUUCAAAAAGCUUUACAUGCCGACUACAGAAUUUAUAAUGAAGCCAAAAAGUUAUACCAAAUUCAAAGACAGGUUUUAUUUAAUCAAAUAGGACAUUAAUGAGAUGUUUGAUAACAAUCUGAUCAUUGAUGAAACCAAGCAACAAUUUGUAUAUAGACUGUAUUGUGUAUAUAAAAAUCAACAACUGUACAUCUGUAUAAAGUAUUUAAAAAGAUUUUACAUUCUAAAAUA